AGCGCGAGGAGGACAGAACUAGCCGGAGGAGGUCGCGAGGGGGUUUCGGAGGGCAGGUGGACGAGGAGGAGGAGGAGGAGAAGGGCAGGAAAAAUAUCUGUGCUACUUUCGAAGAAGGACGAGAUGCUCUUAUUCGAAAUAGAUUAGUUCUGAAACGGAGGGAGCAUGUGUGGGACCGUGUAGUAGCGGAAAUCAGAAACAGCACUCAAUUCGCAAUCAAUUGACUCAGUGUCGGAUUUGCCACGGAGAUGUCGAUGCGCGCUCACGAGGAUAGCGAGAGAUGCGAAAGGGAGAGACGCUCGUCCUUCAAGAUGUCGAGGAGCAGAGAUCCCUGUUUCGUCGCAUUCCAGAGUAAACGUCUGCUGCCUCGCCGGUGCGCGCGGGCUUCUUUUUUGUCCCCGGCCAACUUUUCACUACGAUGCACAAUGGCUCGCUCGAGCUGGAAGAAAGGCGGCGGAGGACGCGACGGGGGCAAAAGCCUGGGGUGGAUGAGGAGGACAUACAUAGACUGUACGUGGGUGUAUGUGUGUGUGAUGCCCAGAGGUAUGCACGCUACGCGGGGGCGUAUGUGGGAUACAGCGAAGCGCGAGUCGAACGACUCCGCGGUCGGAGACGGCAAGAAAUCGGCCUGGAUCAUCAUGGAUUGGACCCAAGGGAUCGGUCUGACCAGCGUGUUACUGCUCUAUCUCGGAUGGAUCGGAGUAACAAACGGUCUGAGGAUGCUGCAGCUGAUAGUGCCCAAGCACGUGGUGCUCGGAGAUACUAUACGCCUCGAGUGCAACUUUAAUCUGGACAAAGAGAAGCUGUAUUCGGUCAAGUGGUACAAGGACGGCAACGAGUUCUACCGAUACGUACCCGAGGAAAAACCACCUGCUAUGUCCUUCAAUCUUCCCGGGGUUACGGCGAUCAUUCACAAUUCCACUAAACGGGCGGUCGUUCUUUCUUCUGUGAAUCUCAUGAGCACAGGACGCUACAGAUGCGAGGUUUCGGCGGAGGCGCCGUCCUUCCAGACCGUUUCCGACCAUUCGGAUAUGGAAGUGGUCGCACUGCCGGAGGACGAGCCCAUCAUCACGACGCGAUCCGGGAAACAUCGUUAUCAAGUCGGCGACGUCAUGCGGUUCAAUUGCACUUCAGCAAAGUCGAAGCCACAUGCCAUGCUCAGCUGGUUCAUCAACGGGGACCUUGUUGAAGCGCAGUUCUUGAAGCCGCUCUUAACCGACGUAGACCAGGACGGUUUAGAGACCGCCACGCUCGGUCUAGAGUUCCGUCUGCGCUCGAAACACUUCAAGAAGGGAGACUUGAAGAUCAAAUGCCUGGCGAAGAUAUAUACUCUAUAUUGGAAAUCGAAUGAGCUCAGCAUAGAGGGUGAGAGGCCCCUGAAGAUACCGGUAAUGGAGAGUAGGGAGACAAGGGCGCAAGGGCACACGCACGCCGAGCAUAUCCUAGCGAGCGGAAGUGUAACGCUGGCACGACCGUGCGUCGUUCUCGUGAUCAUGGGAUUACUGAUGCUACGGUAAGGAUCGAGAAUACCAAUCGCCGCCCUUCAUGCUCAUCCUCUAGGCCUCGUGGAGAAGCCACUCUCACGAUAUGACAUGAUUACGUAAUAAAUUACCAUGUUGUUUAUAUUUUUUAUAAUUGCAAUUAGAGUGGAGUUAGAAACCACGUAAAUAAUUGUAGGCAGAUGACAUACUAUCAGUAUAUUAAACUUUACUCGGAUAUGCGGAGAACGAAGGAGAGGAGAGGCGAGAUUUUAAAGAGAUGUAAAAAAACGAUAGAUUUUUUUGUGUUUUUAAAGGCGAUAAGAAACAAUCCCCGUAACGUUGCGGCGACUUGGUCGUUUAAUUUUUGCGUUAUAUAAAUUAUGUAUUUCUCAUGUAUGUAGUGCGCGAAAGACACGACGAACACGCGUUGUCGGUGUAUAUUUAUGGAAAAGGUACGCAUGUCACAAGUCGGUCGUUUAUCAUGAAACUUCAGAGUCGCGAUUCUUUAUAUCGCUUGCGGCGACUCGUGCGUAAAGUGCAUAAAUCGAUUUCUUUGAGUGCAUACGCACGUUACACAUGUGCUUCAUCGGAAUAUUCGCUGUGCAACCAGCACGUAUACGCCGUGCAAACCGAGAACGUGACGAAUCUGCAUUUUAUCGAAUUUUCAUUAACUACCCUGCGUUCGAAUGAUAGAGACGGUAGAGUACAAGUGCGCUUUAUUCGAUUUGCAAGACAAUGUAAUACAUUAACAAUAUAAUAUGUUCGAAAAAUUCUUUCCCCAGACAUUCAAAUAGGUCGAGAUAUAAUUCACGAUACUUGAAAA
Molecule: messenger RNA, 2304 nt
Organism: Camponotus floridanus (Florida carpenter ant)
Lineage: Eukaryota; Metazoa; Arthropoda; Insecta; Hymenoptera; Formicidae
Exons: 10
Coding region: 249-1517 (422 amino acids)
Source: RefSeq, a predicted model, not a curated record